UACUCUACUCUGUUUCCUGUAUCAAAUUACUACUCCAACUCGCCAAGUAACUCCCAACAUUUUGUCACUUACUCCAUACUAUCUCUAUAUAACUUGUCAUAAAACCCUUUUCUCCUGACUAUUCUAUUCCCCUCCAUUUUCUCACCCUUUUAAUCCUUCUCCCAAAAAUCAAAAUUUUAACCCAUCAAAAAAUUUCAGAAAACAAACAAAAUUGAUUUAUUGAAGCUUUGAAUCAAUUUUCAUCCUACAAAUGUCAGAAAAGGACCCAGAUUUCUCUUCUCACAAAUACCCUUCUUCAUCCCAGGUUAUUGAAGAAUUGAAAGAAUUAUGGGGGAUGGCCUUACCAAUAACAACAAUGAAUUGCUUAGUAUACAUAAGAGCAGUAGUUUCAGUUCUGUUCUUAGGAAGACUAGGAAGUUUAGAGCUUGCAGGUGGGGCCCUUUCAAUUGGUUUCACAAACAUAACAGGGUACUCUGUUUUAGUUGGAUUAGCAUCUGGUCUUGAGCCUGUAUGUUCCCAAGCUUAUGGAUCACAAAACUAUGAUCUUCUCUCACUCUCUCUCCACCGUAUGAUCUUCAUCCUUUUUCUCGCAAUCAUACCCAUUAGUUUCCUUUGGAUCAAUCUAGGCCCAAUCAUGAUUUUCAUGGGUCAAGAUAAAGAGGUUACAUCAACGGCUGCCAUUUACUGUCUUUUCUCUUUACCAGAUUUAUUAACAAACACAUUUUUACAACCUUUAAGGGUUUAUCUAAGGUCACAGAAGGUGACAAAACCUAUGAUGUAUUGCACUUUAAUGGCUGUCAUCUUUCAUGUACCCUUAAAUUAUUGGUUGGUUAUGGUGAUGAAAUGGGGUGUAAAAGGUGUUGCUAUUUCUUCUGUGGUGACAAACUUAAACAUGGCUGUCAUGUUAGCAGGUUAUGUUUAUGUUAAAGAGAGGGAAAAAGGGAGGAUUAUAAAAUGGUGGAAUUGGGGAAUAAAAGGUGUUGGAGUUGAAGGUGUUAAACCAUUGAUGAAAUUAGCAGUUCCAAGUUGUUUAGGGAUUUGUUUGGAAUGGUGGUGGUAUGAAAUUGUUACUGUUCUUUCUGGGUAUUUGCCUAAUCCUAAAGUUGCUGUUGCUGCUACUGGGAUUAUGAUUCAAACUACUAGUCUUAUGUAUACUGUUCCUAUGGCUUUGGCUGGUUGUGUCUCUGCUAGGGUGGGAAAUGAGUUAGGGGCAGGAAAACCAUACAAAGCAAGGCUGGCAGCAAUGGUGGCAUUAGGUUGUGCUUUUCUAAUUGGAAUCAUAAAUGUGAUUUGGACUGUCAUUUUCAGACAAACCUGGGGUAAGCUCUUCACACCUGACACCACUGUCACUGUCUUAGUAGCAUCAGUCAUGCCUAUUAUGGGUCUAUGUGAGCUUGGCAACUGUCCACAAACUACUGGCUGUGGCAUCCUACGUGGCACCGCUAGGCCCGCUGUUGGAGCCCGAAUUAACCUAGGCUCAUUCUACUUUGUGGGUACUCCAGUUGCUGUUGGGCUUGCCUUUGGGCUUAAGUUUGGGUUUAGUGGGCUUUGGUAUGGGCUGCUUUCUGCUCAAGUGGCCUGUGCUAUUUGGAUUCUGCAUUCUGUGUUGUGUGCAACUGAUUGGGAAGCUGAAGCUCUCAACGCUCUGAAGCGCAGUGAAGGAGUAGAGAUGAGUAAAUCCUGCAAUGAGGAGGAAAAAUUAGGGUUAUUAGAAGGCAAAGACGAUAAUAAUAUCAGUAAUAAUUUGUGAUUUUAAAAAAUGAGGAACACAUGAGUAAAAAGCAAAAAAAAAAAAAAAAAAAAAAAAAAAAACAAAAUAAA
Amaranthus tricolor (Joseph's coat) is the source of this 1821-nucleotide messenger RNA. RefSeq names its product protein DETOXIFICATION 54. The transcript has 3 exons. Gene Ontology annotation, biological process: xenobiotic detoxification by transmembrane export across the plasma membrane. Gene Ontology annotation, cellular component: membrane. The record is from RefSeq and is a predicted model, not a curated record. Gene Ontology annotation, molecular function: xenobiotic transmembrane transporter activity; antiporter activity. The coding region runs from base 251 to 1750 and encodes 499 amino acids. Lineage: Eukaryota; Viridiplantae; Streptophyta; Magnoliopsida; Caryophyllales; Amaranthaceae.